Macadamia integrifolia is the source of this 2309-nucleotide messenger RNA. RefSeq lists its product as uncharacterized. The record is from RefSeq and is a predicted model, not a curated record. Bases 212 to 1909 code for a protein of 565 amino acids. The transcript is spliced from 2 exons. NCBI's taxonomy places the organism in Eukaryota, Viridiplantae, Streptophyta, Magnoliopsida, Proteales, Proteaceae.
GCCUCUUUUUUUUUUUUUUUUCUUUAUUUUCUUCCCUCUGUUUGGCAAGGCAAUUCGUGUUGUGUCUGAAACCUCAACAAGAACGACUAAUGAACCCUAGAUCUUCAAAGGAACGGUUUCACCAAUGUCAAAACCCUAGAAGUGUCAUCUUUUUCUGUGCAGAACCCUAAUUUUCUGCAGCCCCUCUCAUUUGCUUAAUUAUUUUUCUUCAAUGGUGGAGGAAGUAGAAGAAGGAGAAGGAACCAGCAGAUCAGGUUCGGUGGCAGUAGCAUCAGCAGCCGCCGCCGAUACUGAUGCUCGUUCGUUUCUUCCUCCACGUAAGAGACUUCUCGCCAAUCUGAAGCAGAAUGGAUGGGCAUCUGCGGAGUCUGCUUCGUCCGCUUCGUCGGUUCGGCUUCGAAAGAGGACCCCAGAAUUGCCGACUAUCUCCGAUUGCCAUGCCUGUGGUGCUCGAAUGAAAAAGAAGGGGAAAGAUAAGCUUCUAACCUUAGAUAGCCAGUGGCGUGUUGUGCUUCUUUGUAAGAAAUGCUUUGACGGUGUAGAAUCCACAAAAAUUUGCUCUUACUGUUUUAUGAAAGUAUCUGAGGAGAGUGCUGGUUGUCGGGAGUGUCAACGGAGGAUUCACAGAGCUUGUAUUUUGAAGUAUCCUGGGUUUUCUCCUUGCUCCAAUUCGGGUUCGGUUUCUUUUAAGUGCAUUGAUUGCUGGGUUCCAAAACCGCCCGCUAAUUCAAAUGGAGCUGGUAGGAGUAAAAACCCUAGUGGAGACAGCAAGAUAUUGUCAGAUGCUUGUUCGGUGGGGAAUUCUAGGGUAUCUGCUCCUCAGGCUUGCUCCAAAUCAUUGGAGGAUGUCAUGAAGGAUGCAAAUUUGGCUGCAGAGAAGAAGAUCGCUGCUGCAACUUUGGCCAGAGAGAAGGCUUUCACAAAAGCUGUUGCAGCAAGAAGGGCUGCAGAGCUGGCAAGAAGUGCACUGAGUUUGGCUGUGGUGGCAUCAAGAGAGAACAGAGAGAAGGAUUCUCCUGCAAGUUGUGCUUCGAUGGAUGAUGCAGAAUUGGCACUCCGGUUGCAUCGGGCGAUCAACAGCUCACCGAGGAUUGCCAAGAACUUGUGCUCAUUAAACUCAGACUGCUUGCAAUCUCCAAGGAUCUGGCACUGUACUGGUAAUGCCUCUGAUCCUGGAAGUCCUAGUGUCUGUGGAAAGCUUGAAGCUUGCACUGAGAACAAAUUAUUUGAAAACCCUGAUAAAACUAUUUCAGAACCUUCAGUUCGCAUUGCCUCAUCGGAUCAUGACUCUUCUAAUGACUUGCGUACUUUGGGAGAAAAUACGAAGGUGGAAAAAGAUUCAAGUCCCCAAGUGAAGCAAUGUAAAGAUUGUGGUGAGGAUAGUGUAAUUGUAACUUCUGAGGAGAUGUUCAAAGCAGGUCCUCUUAAAAUACUGGAUAGUAAAGAAAAUAAAGUGGAACCGCCCAUGAAGGAGGACGAGGCAAGUUGUUCCAAUAAAUUUGUUAAGUCUAGUGGGGAUGACAACAGUACAGACUCCGGAUCGCAAUCUUAUCAGAAGAAAGAUGAGUCGGAGUAUAAUAAGGUUUCACAUAAUGUUGGAAACAUGUGUCAACUCUCAUGUGAGGGAGAUUCUUCUAUGCUGAAAAAAAAAAGAUCUAGUGAUUCUGAUCGGUAUUUAAGAAAGUAUAGUAAGAGGAACUCAAGCUUAAAAGCUGUUCUGGAUUGUAAGACCAAAUUCCUAUAUGAGGAUUUGCCCCUUGAAAGCCAAGCUUCAGCCACUGGACUACCUUGUCUACAGCUGAACUGUUCUAAAGCGUUGAGAACAUUCUCUGAUGCUUCCUUCCAAUCUCCUUCAGUUCCCCUGCAAGCUUCUGCAUAUGAAAGUGGACCAUCUGGAAACCAGUUGUGAAUCUUCACAGGAGAUAUGAUGACCUGCCAAUACAUCUCCUAAUUAUAGAGUGGUGAAGCAACUAGCGAUUGAAGAACUUAGUAGUCUUGUUUUCAUCCUUUUGUAUAUACUCCAGAAUAAUUUAGGAUACCCCAGAGAAGUCCGAGGGAUUGAAAGUUGCAGGAACUGAUUCUUUAUUAAUUGGAAGUGUGGUACAUAGUUUAGUUUCAUUCGAUGCUUAGUAGUGUUCUCAAGGACAGCUGACAAUGGUGCAUUGAAAUUUGUUGUCCAUACUUUGUAAAUUAAUAAUUACCGUGUUACUUCUUUUGUUUUUUUGGUGCUAAGAGUCAGCAAAAGUAUGCAUUAAUUACUGUGUUACUUUUAAUGUCUAUUUGAAUGAAGGAUUAAUUCUUUUCAACAA